Molecule: messenger RNA, 469 nt
Organism: Strongylocentrotus purpuratus (purple sea urchin)
Lineage: Eukaryota; Metazoa; Echinodermata; Echinoidea; Camarodonta; Strongylocentrotidae
Product: phosphomevalonate kinase-like
Biological process (GO): cholesterol biosynthetic process; isopentenyl diphosphate biosynthetic process, mevalonate pathway
Cellular component (GO): cytoplasm
Molecular function (GO): phosphomevalonate kinase activity
Source: RefSeq, a predicted model, not a curated record
AUGGAUGUGAAUGUUCCGGAUGUUGUACUUGUAUUCAGUGGCAAGCGGAUCGGGAAAGAUUUUACAACUGAUAUUUUACUAGAGCGAUUGGGUGCAGAUUUGUGCGUAAUACUGAGACUGUCUGCACUCAAACUUCAAUAUGCGAAGGAAAACAAUUUGGACUUCAAUAAGUUACUUGAUGCCACCAGCUAUAAGGAGGACCACAGGGCAAAGAUGAUCAAGUGGGGUGAGGAGCAACGCCAGAAAAACCCAGCAUACUUCUGUGGUUUGGCUAUCGAAGAUGCAUCACCAAACCACAAAGUAUGGAUCAUCAGUGACGCUAAGCAAACUGAUGUGGUGUUUUUCAAAGAGAAUUACCCCAAGCAGACUGUCACUGUAAGAGUGACUGCAGAUGACAGUGUUGAUGAUGCAGAGUCUGAAUGUGGCUUAGACCAGGGAGUAACUUGGGACUUCAUCGUCUCCAAUAAUG